AGAGUCAAUGUCCAUCUUUAUGCCGUGAGAGUCAAUGUCCAUCUUUAUGCCGUGAGAGUCAAUGUCCAUCUUUAAUAAUCAGAAAUAAAGAAUACACAAAAUGCAUUUCGGCACGUUAAAGCUUAUGGAUCUGCAUGAACUGAGCUUGUACAUCCACGGCUUAUCUUUCGAAGCAGGCAUGAUGAGCACCAAAGAGGAGCUAGAACAUCGGGAGAGCCAGAUCUCCACGGUACAACACGCAGGGACGCACGUCGCGCUGGGGACGCGUUCUGCCAGCAUCGCUCUGUCCUCCACCGGGUCAUGGCGAGACUCGUCGCGCAGUUGGGGAUGGCUGCUCUCCGGCGCGGUGCUCGUUAACGUGCUUGUGCUCGGAUGCGCGCUCGUCAGCGGCAGCGUGUUUAACGCACAACACGUGACCAGCGUGCACCUGCAGCUUUACCUGGUGGCUCUGAUCGUCUCCACUACCGCCUGGAUGGUCUUCUAUAAAGCGUACACGUGCAGAGGGGACGAGGCAGUACUCUAUAAGGAUUUGCACGCCGGGCCCGUGUGGCUCAGAGGUGGCCUGGUGCUGUUUGGAAUCUGUAGCUUAAUCAUGGAUGUUUUUAAGAUUGCCUUCUAUGUGGGUCGCGUGCACUGCGACUCACCUGUGAAAAUCGUCUUCCCUGCCGUUCAAGCCAUGUUUAUUUUGGUGCAGACUUACUUUCUCUGGAUCCAUGCCAAGGAUUGUGUACAAGUGCAGAGAAACAUAACUCGCUCUGGGUUAAUGCUCACCUUGGCCACAAACCUGAUGAUCUGGAUGAUGGCAGUGACAGAAGAGUCUCUCCAUCAAACUGUAUACCCCAAUGAUACACGUAGCUUUGGUUCCCGGAGUCUCUCACUUAAAGCUAGUGCUUCUGAUGGCGACAGCAGUUGCGUGUGCACUAUUGCGGCUUGCAGUGUCUUUGAAGAAGGCUACUAUUACCUCUAUCCAUUCAACAUUGAGUACAGCCUGUUUGCAUCAGCCAUGGCUUAUGUGAUGUGGAAAAAUGUGGGCCGGCUGGUGGAUGACCAUGGUCACCAUGAGCACCGCUUCCACAUGCGCGAUGUGCUGAUCGGCCCGGCCACCGGCCUCCUGGUGUUAGUGGCUGGCUUGACCAUAUUUGUAGUGUACGAGGUGGAUGUAUUAUCUGACGAGCCAGGAAGGAAAGACACGGCCCUCAUCAUGUUCUACGUAACCAACACAACCACGGUGGUACUGAUGACUGUGGCAGCGGCAGCCGGCUGUGCUGUAUACGGGCUGGAACAGCGUGAGCAUGCUGUGGGGAAGAACCCAACACGCACCCUGGAUGUAGGGCUAUUAGUGGGCGCUUCUGUAGGCCAGCUCACUGUCUCCUACUUUACCAUCGUGGCCGUGAUAGGGAUCAGUGUGGGCGGCUUGGUCAACGCUCUCAACCUGGCUUGGAGUGUUCUCACUAUAGUCGAGCUUUGCGUACAGAACAUAUUCAUAAUCGAAGGCUUGCGGCGGGAGCCACACCAGGACACACGCCGUGCCAGCAUCUUCUCCAAUCUGCUCGCCUUACAAGCACACGACGAGCGCAGGAGGUCCAGCAACGUACUCACCCCUCGUGGCUCCAUCGCCAUCUCAGUCCACAAGCCCCUGCCCUGGAAGAGGAAGCUUCUCAAGGAGAUCUCAUCAUUCCUGCUGCUUUCCAACAUUAUUCUUUGGAUCAUACCUGCCUUUGGAGCACGGCCGCAGUUUGACAACCCCCUUGGAACGGAUUUCUACGAGUUUAGCAUGUGGGUGGCUGUGGUUAACAUUGGACUGCCUUUUGGUAUCUUUUACAGAAUGCACUCGGUAGCCAGUCUUUUAGAGGUUUACCUUACAUCAUAAAUCCACAGCUUCAGACAAUACCUGCUCAUGUUUUAUGAAACUGUUUGUUUUUUAAAUGAUACUAUCUAUUUUUGUACAUUUGUCUAAUAUAUUUACUUUGAAAAGUUUGAAUGAAUGAAUGAAUGCAUGUAAAGAUGUGUUUAUUAGGUGUGGUGUAUAUGCAGUUGGGUGACAAAUUAAAGGUGAUUUUUACACUGGGAACAUUUACUGUGGUCCAAAUCAGUGUGAGAUUGUUCCCAGUACUCCGUGGAGUUUUAAUCUGGUUUCAGU
Tachysurus fulvidraco (yellow catfish) is the source of this 2140-nucleotide messenger RNA. RefSeq names its product otopetrin 2 (gene otop2). Bases 101 to 1870 code for a protein of 589 amino acids. Gene Ontology annotation, cellular component: membrane. Lineage: Eukaryota; Metazoa; Chordata; Actinopteri; Siluriformes; Bagridae. The transcript has 6 exons. The record is from RefSeq and is a predicted model, not a curated record. Gene Ontology annotation, biological process: proton transmembrane transport. Gene Ontology annotation, molecular function: proton channel activity.